AUGGAAUUUAAAACCAACCAGUCUGUUGGUGAUGUUGUCCCUAAUUGGACAGCUCGUGCUAAUCCUUCUACCAAACCAGAAUAUAAUAUACUUCAUGGUCAAUAUUGUCGGCUCGAGCUAUUUACUCCAACAACUAGUAGCACUGCUAUUCAACAACUAUACGAUGCGUUCAAACCGACUGAACAAACUCAUUUCACCUACUUGUACUAUGGGCCGUUUGAAACAGUCAAUGAAUUUGCACAGUUCCUGCAUACAUUAUUAGAGCCAAGUAACAACACCGUCGUAUAUUUCAUCAUAGUAAAUGAGAUAGCCGUAGGAUUUAUCACCUAUUUGAGAGUUAAUGAAAACCAUGGCUCGAUUGAGAUUGGUCACGUCAAUUUCAGUCAACAAUUAGCACGCACUCGACAAGCUACCGAAGCAAGUUUUUUACUAAUGCAAUAUGCUUUCGAUUCACUUGGUUAUAGACGAGUGGAAUGGACGUGUGAUCCUCUAAAUAGAAAAUCGUAUCGAGCAUCACUACGACUAGGUUUUCAAUAUGAGGGUACAUGGCUCAAAAUGGGAAUUUGUAAAGGUCGAUCGGCUGAUUUAUCAUGGUUUAGUAUUGUGGAUGACGAAUGGCCACAUGUUAAAUACGAAAUACAGCGGUGGCUAAAUCCAACUAAUUUCGAUACAAGUGGUCAACAACUAACGACAUUGAAUAGUGCACAAACAAAUCCACGUAACAAAAAAACUACCGAUUCGAAUCAAUGA
Molecule: messenger RNA, 750 nt
Organism: Rotaria socialis
Lineage: Eukaryota; Metazoa; Rotifera; Eurotatoria; Philodinida; Philodinidae
Source: the annotation of a GenBank genome assembly